GCUUCGGCUUCCCUUUCAUCUCCGACAUAUAUUAUACUACAUACAGGGAUACAGUAUUUGUACAAAGGAACAGGUCCGAACGAAACUUAUAAAAUUAUAAAAUAUAUAUAUAUUAACUGUUUUCGUAUGUAUGUACAGAACAGGUGGCGAGUUCAUCAACCCUAACAUAGAGGACCCAGACGGGCCCGUACACGCAUUCGAUCUGGAAGCGACGGAGGAUGUUCAGUCUUGCCUCUGUGUUCGGUUGAUACGUUCCGUCUACCAUUUAGAUAACGGUCAUCUUUGUCAAGACUGUUUCGAUAACUUAGAUCCAGACGACCAGGACCUAUGUGACGACCCACCCACUCAUUUCAUAUGCGGAGUAUCUGCAAGAACACGAAUAUCAUACUGUCGAAGAUGAAUCGCCUGGUCAUCGCACUUACCCUCAUCAAAAUAGCAUAUGGCCUGGUAGGAUAUGACUGCAAUGGCAACCACCUCAACGUUACCACUAUCUCUCUAAACUCCAUCGGGGACUGCAGCAUACAGCCUGCGAUGACUGAAACCCAAGAUAUUUAUAUUCAACUACUGCAACUCUCAGAAUUCGAAUUUACCAGUGUAAGGCAAUGCAAAGUGCAAAUAACUCGAAUUAUAUAUUACUGUGGCAUGCACUACCACACGUCGGCAGUGCAUAACGGAUUCGCCGAAUACAUCCAUGAAACAACCACCCAACAAUGUACAAGGAUGCACCAAGACGGCACGUUUUCACUCGGACCACAAAACCUUAUAGUAGGCCUAAAAGAUAAUGCAACAGAAACAAGGUCGCUUGUCCUAGCCGGCAAGUUAACAGACGACGGCAGCUGCCAGGGAACACAGUAUGUAGACCCAUACGGGAGCUGGGAAAAGGUCGUCGUACAAGCCACAGUAAGGAUAAGUUUAAAAUCAGCAGUUGUGCCAGUACGGAUCAAGGCGAACAAAAUUCUACUGAAAUCAGGAACGGUAUGUACCCUUAGCGAAGGAAACUGUCCAGACGCUGAAGACGGAUACACUUAUUGGCAACCACAACCACCCUCACCAUGCAAAUUUGAUCAGUACGAUGUGCUAUAUGAAGGAAUUGCUACAAAGAUCCAGGAAAUAAGAACCAACAGGGAAUCAGCACAACCAGUUUACGCACUAACAACGCAGGAAGUAACAUUUGCACUGACUAAAACUGGAGAACAGCCACUGUGUGGAUAUACCCUACUAUCCACUGAACACUCCAAAUUGUUCCUGUUAGAAACGACAAGAGGAAAUACGUUUAUCUCCAAAAGCAAGACAGCAGUCGAAAACUUGGACAUAUUAGCAUACGUCAACUCAAAAUUCAUUUACGUAGAGAAACAUAUUAAACGACAAAUGACAACAUUAUACCAUGAUAUACUGACACAAAGGUGUACCACACAGAAGAAACUAAUAGAGAAUGCUUUAAGCUUAGCAAUCUUACUGCCCGAUGAAUUUGCAUACACCAUAACCAAAACCCCAGGACACAUGGCCUUGAUCGCAGGGGAGGCAGUCCAUAUAGUCAAAUGCAUUCCGGUACAAGUAAAGGUACGACAUACAACAGAAUGCUACUCGGAGCUACCCGUUUGGCAAGGGAAUCGCACCGCAUUUUUAACGCCAAAAACACACAUCCUAACGUAACACGGAAACCACAGAGAAUGUAGCGCGG
This is a messenger RNA of Bombus huntii, 1681 nucleotides long. RefSeq lists its product as uncharacterized. The record is from RefSeq and is a predicted model, not a curated record. Lineage: Eukaryota; Metazoa; Arthropoda; Insecta; Hymenoptera; Apidae. The transcript is spliced from 2 exons. Bases 355 to 1653 code for a protein of 432 amino acids.